Molecule: messenger RNA, 912 nt
Organism: Adineta steineri
Lineage: Eukaryota; Metazoa; Rotifera; Eurotatoria; Adinetida; Adinetidae
Source: the annotation of a GenBank genome assembly
AUGUCUAAUUUGCUUUCAUUUUUAACUUUAUAUAUUCAUCAUAUUACCUCGAUUAUUACUGGUAUAUUAGCUUUCAGUCGAAGUAAUAUAAUGCUUAUUAUUUGUCCACCAUGUGCUGUUGGAGCUACUCAGCUUCUUUCUGGCCAUAUGUCACUUUCUAAUCUAUUCUAUUCAUGGAUCUUAAGUUUACUUUAUAUAUAUUUUUUUAUGAUACAAUUUAAUAUUGCUAAUGAUAUCACAGGUGUUGAAGCAGAUCGUAUUGAUAAACCAGAGCGACCAAUUCCAUCGAAUCGUGUCAGCAUAGAACGAGCUUGGCAUCUUUAUUAUAUUACAGUUACGGUUUUUAUUGUUUAUUCUUAUUCAAUUGGUCAUUUAUUUCCAUGUUUAAUAUGGGUUUUUAUAACAAUUAUUCAUAAUUUCACUACUCUUCAAAAUACAAGUAUUGGAAAGAAUAGUAUAUUGGCUCCAGGUGUAUAUACUGUAGUUUGUGUUAUAUGGUGUUUAAUGAAUAAUGUUUCUAAUAUAUAUGAUCAUCCAAAAAUUGUAUGGAAUAUAGUUUUUAAUUCUUGUGUAUUUGCCGCUGCUACGAUUCAAGCAGAUAUGCGAGAUGUUGAAGGUGAUCGUGUUCAAGGAAGACGAACAUUUUCUGUCACAAUGGGUAAUCGUAAAGCAGCACAAUUGAUUGCUAAAAUUCUUUUUUGUGUAUUAUUGCUUAUUCUUAUUGAAGCAAGUCUAGUUGAACAAGAGCGCAUAGUUAGCAAAUCAACAUAUAUGCUAAUCAAUUGUCUUCUCUAUGGAAUAAUGAUUAUACGACAUUUAUUUUCAUAUGAUGAACGUAAAACAUAUGAAUUUUAUCAUCAAUUGUAUUUCUUUUUUUGUAUAUUUAUGAUACCAAUUAUUAAAACUAAUUGA